Molecule: messenger RNA, 1265 nt
Organism: Antechinus flavipes (yellow-footed antechinus)
Lineage: Eukaryota; Metazoa; Chordata; Mammalia; Dasyuromorphia; Dasyuridae
Gene: ANKRD45
Product: ankyrin repeat domain 45
Exons: 6
Coding region: 156-959 (267 amino acids)
Molecular function (GO): protein binding
Source: RefSeq, a predicted model, not a curated record
CCUUCCUGCCAAGGCAUGCAAGGGUGGGGGUAGGGGGCGGAAGGAAGGGGGGUACGUUCUACCCUGCACCCAGCUCGUGCAAAGACGGGAAGGGAGGAAACAUAACGUCCUUCGUGCGAAGAGCAACUGGCCCUGAGUGGGAGAGAGGGAGGACCAUGGAUGAAAAAAUCCGGAAGGUGUCACACAAGGCAAAGGAUACAAAGCCAGAGCCAGAAAUUGUCAAAGAACCAGAAAUCUUAGAACCAGAAAUCCUAGAACAAGAAGAUGAGGAAAUUCCUGGCUUAAAUCCUCUUCUCCGACACAUUGUUACAGGAAAUGUAGUCCGUCUGCAGAAGAUUUUUGAAGACCCAAAAGAACCCCUUCACUCGGAUGCCAUGAAGCUAGUCAUGGAAGAAGAUGUUCUUGGUAGGAACUUGUUGUAUACAGCAUGCAUGGCUGGGCAAAGCGAAGUGAUUAAAGUAUUGGCAAAAUACGGAGUGAACAUGAAUGCGAAAACGAAUAGAGGUUACACACUUUUACACUGUGCUGCAGCCUGGGGCCGAUUGGAAACUUUGAAAGCACUGGUGGAUCUGGAAGUCGAUAUUGACGUGGUAAAUUAUCGUAAUGAAACAGCCAGAGAUGUGGCUGUUCGGUACUCUCAGACAGAGUGUAUUAAUUACCUGGAUUUUGCAGUUGCUCGCCUGUCUCUGAAAAGGUCCAUUACAAAGAUACAGACAAUCAUUGUAGAUCCAGAGAAGGCACCAGGAAAGAUGAGUAAGGAGGACAAGAUCUUGCUUACCAAUGUCUGCCGGAUCAAAACAGAGUGGAUUGAGCUGCAUCCAGAUGCAACUAUAGAAGAAAUUAUGGAACAAAAGCAGCAACUGGAAAACAUAGUGAAUCCUGUUCUUUUGAAAAUGGCCUCUGCACAAAUAACAAGCAGACGGUUUUCAGAAAGACCUGGAAAGACUUACAGGAACUGAUGCCAAGUGAAGUGAGAGGAUCAGGAGAACAUUGCACACAGUAAGAGCAAUAUUGGACAAUGAAGAAUUGUGAAUGACAGCUGUUAUCAGCAUUACAAUGAUCCAAGACAGUCCCAAAGGACUGGUGGUGAAAAAUGUUAUCCAUCUCCAAAAAAGAACUGAUGAUGUAUAAAUACAAAUAGAAGCAUACUGUUUUCCUUUCUCCUUCCCUCCCUCCCUCUUUUCCUUCCUUCCUUCCUUUCAACCUUCCUCUCUCCCUCCCUUUCCUUCUCCCCUCCCUCCCUCCCUCCCUCCCUCCCUUCCUCC